GUGCCAAGGACCAAGUACGUUAGGGAAGAUACCGUCUUAUCUCAGAUCACCCUACUCUAUCCAAGAGGAAUUUGAUAAGAUAAGAUUCAUCUCCUGUACAAUCAUGACAAUAGUAUCCUACCAGUUAACAAGAUAACAGUGAAGAUGAGGUCUGUCUCCAGUACCUAAAGACAGCCUUAGUGUGACAAUUUAAACCUCUUUCUGACAUCAUCCAAGUUCUGAAGCUAACACAGAGAGAAAAAUGGCCGAUGAGGAGACAGACGGAGCUCACAUCUUAGUGAACGCUCUUGUCGAUCAAGGAGUAGAGUACAUGUUUGGGAUUGUUGGAAUUCCUGUUGUCGAGGUGGCAGUGGCAGCACAGCAAGCGGGAAUCAAGUAUAUUGGAAUGCGCAACGAACAAGCAGCAUGUUACGCAGCACAAGCUAUUGGAUACCUAACUGGCCGUCCAGGAGUGUGUCUUGUGGUCUCAGGCCCUGGCCUUCUGCAUGCCAUAGGGGGGAUGGCCAAUGCCCAGAGUAAUGCCUGGCCGGUGCUGGUUGUUGGUGGUUCUAGCGACCAGGACCAAGAAGGCUGCGGUGCCUUCCAGGAGUGUCCACAGGUGGAAGCAUGCCGUCUGUACUGUAAAUACUCCGCCCGCCCCCCGAGGCUCGACGCAAUCCCUUACCAUGUAGCAAAGGCCAUCAAAUCCACUACUUAUGGACGUCCAGGAGCUGCGUAUUUGGACUUCCCCGGAAAUCUGUUGAAUGAGAAGACAAGUGAGAGCUCAAUCCAGCCAUUUCCAAGGAACCCUGCACCACCAGUGUCACUGGCAUGCCCAGAGAAAGUUUCAGAGGCAGUGGCACUCUUGGCAGGUGCCAAGAGGCCACUGAUUGUUGUGGGAAAGGGAGCGGCCUAUGCACGUGCCGAGGACCAAGUCAGAGCUCUGAUUGAGAAGACAGGACUGCCUUUCCUGCCCACACCUAUGGGUAAAGGGGUCGUGGCUGAUGACCAUCCCCAGUGUGUUGCAGCUGCAAGGUCUCGCGCUCUCUUGGAAGCCGAUGUCAUCUUGCUUCUUGGUGCAAGACUCAACUGGAUGCUGCAUUUUGGACGCUCUCCCAGAUUCGCUCCUGGGGUGAAGUUCAUUCAUGUAGACUUAUGCCCAGAGGAAUUCCACAACAGCGUAACUGCAAGCGUCGCUCUCCUCGGGGAUUUGAAGCCAGUAUGUGUUCAGUUGCUGAAGGAGGUUUCAGGCCGGCUUAUCCCCCACGACUCUCCAUGGUGGGCUAGGGUGGAGGAAAAAGCACAGGCAAAUAUGCAGAUUAAUAGAGCCAUGGCUGAAGACAUAUCAGUCCCUCUGAACUACUAUGCAGUGUUUAGCCACCUCCAACAACUACUGCCUUCAGACUGCAUCAUCGUCAGCGAGGGAGCCAACACCAUGGACAUUGGUCGUACUUUUCUGCUAAACAGGCUUCCACGCCAUAGACUCGACGCAGGCACUUUUGGGACCAUGGGGGUGGGUCUGGGCUUUGCCAUCGCCGCAGCCCUCUAUGCCAGAGACCACGCCCCAGGUCAGAGGGUUGUCUGUGUCGAGGGAGACUCAGCUUUUGGAUUCAGCGGCAUGGAGUUGGAGACCAUUUAUAGAUACAACCUCCCUAUCGUUGUCAUUAUUGUCAAUAAUAAUGGGAUCUAUGGAGGCCUAGACAAGGAACUCUUCCAGGACAUCCGCGAUGGAAUGGAUGUCACCAUCGCAACGCCACCUACCUCACUGCUGCCAAGUGCACGUUAUGAACGCAUGGCCUCAAUCUUUAAUGAAUCAGGACACCUCUGCACCACUAUCCCAGAGCUGGAGUCUGCUGUCAAGCUGUCUCUUGCUGAGACCCAAAAACCAUCACUGAUUAAUGUGCUGAUCAACCCCAUGGCACAGCGAAAGGCUCAGGAUUUCGACUGGCUUACUCGGUCAAAGAUAUGAGCAAAAAGGCAUUUUUCAAACUUUUUUAAUAGUGCAACUUCAUCAGAAUUAGGAACAAUAAUGUGAUGUGAAUCACAUAUUUUACAUUCUAGAGUUAUUCAUUCUCAUUCAUACUUAUCCUCAAAAAAAGGGAAAGAAUGAAUAACUGAAAUUACAGUAUUAGGCUACAUGUAAUAUCAAAAUGGUAAUCAUCAUCAGAGUUACAUGGAAAAUAUAAGUUACAUACCUUGCAUUAUAGCAUUAUUAAUUUUCAUACAUAGUCAUCAAUGAUUAUUUUUCCUUUCUUCUUCUAAGGACAAAGAGAUUCUAUUGAUAAUGUAAAAUGUGCUUCAGAACCAGUGUAUUAGCUGUAGUAUAAGAAGUUUCUAUAUAUGAUUGUAUAGUUUUGUGAAUUAUUAUUUUCAGAUUUUAUUGUUGAUAUUAAAAAUAAACUGAA
Messenger RNA from Penaeus chinensis, 2384 nucleotides. It is a transcript of the gene Hacl, whose product is annotated as 2-hydroxyacyl-CoA lyase 1-like. Gene Ontology annotation, molecular function: thiamine pyrophosphate binding; magnesium ion binding; catalytic activity. Gene Ontology annotation, cellular component: peroxisome. Bases 242 to 1948 code for a protein of 568 amino acids. Gene Ontology annotation, biological process: fatty acid alpha-oxidation. The transcript is spliced from 13 exons. Lineage: Eukaryota; Metazoa; Arthropoda; Malacostraca; Decapoda; Penaeidae. The record is from RefSeq and is a predicted model, not a curated record.